Messenger RNA from Pelodiscus sinensis (Chinese soft-shelled turtle), 2273 nucleotides. Lineage: Eukaryota; Metazoa; Chordata; Testudines; Trionychidae. The record is from RefSeq and is a predicted model, not a curated record.
AUGGGUCAAACUUCAAACGCUUACAUUUCAGGGCCACGAUGGGCAUCCUGGAAUAUUGGCGUGUUUAUUUGUAUUCGCUGUGCUGGGAUCCACCGGAAUCUAGGUGUUCACAUAUCCAGAGUGAAAUCUGUCAACCUCGACCAGUGGACCCAAGAACAGAUACAAUGUAUACAGGAGAUGGGAAAUGGAAAAGCAAAUCGUCUCUAUGAAGCCUACGUGCCAGAGACCUUCAGGCGGCCUCAGACAGACCAAGCUGUGGAGAGCUUUAUCAGAGACAAAUAUGAGAAGAAGAAAUACAUGGAUCGAAGUGUUGACAUCAGCGCAUUCAGGAAAGAAAAAGCUGACAAAUGGAAAAGGAAUAGCGAGUCAGCAUCCGAGAAGAAACUGGAACCCGUUAUCUUUGAGAGAGUAAAAAUGCCGCAAAAGAAAGAUGAAAUGCAGCUACCAAGAAAAAGUCCCCCGAAAUCUACUGAACCUGUAAUGGAUCUACUAGGACUUGAUGCUCCUGUGACCAGCACAAUUCCAAAUGGCCGACCCAGCAACAGUUUAGAGAAGGAUCUAGAUCUCUUUGCUUCAGUGGAAUCCAACUCGCUCUCUGACUCUAGGAAGAUCGCUGGUUCUAUGCCAACAGCUGGAAGUGCUGGCUCUGUUCCCGAAAACCUGAACCUGUUUCCUGAGCCAGGAACUAAAGCGGAGGAAGUGGGAAAGAAACAACUCUCGAAAGACUCCAUCCUUUCCCUGUAUGGUUCUCAGACACCCCAGCUGCCUGCCCAAGGAGCAAUGUUCAUGGCCCCGGCUCAGAUGGCAUACCCUGCAGCCUACCCUGGCUUUCCAGGCGUCGCCCCACCCAGCAGCAUGAUUGGCGGCAUGAUGGCUCCACCAGUAGGAAUGGUGGCCCAACCAGGGGCUGCGGGGAUGGUGACCCCGGUGGCUAUCCCGGCUGGAUACGUGGGUGGCAUGCAGCCAGCUGUCAUCGGCGUCCCCAAUGGAAUGAUGGCAGCACAGCAGGCCGGGUAUGUUGCUGGCAUGGCGGCGGUACCGCAGCCGGUGUUCGGGGUGCAGCCGGCUCAGCAGCUGCAGUGGAACAUUGCUCAGAUGACCCAGCAGGUGGCUGGGAUGAACUUUUAUGGAGCGAAUGGCGUGAUGGGAUAUGGACAGUCAAUGGGCGGAGGAAGUGCCCAGGGAACCAAUCAAACCCUCAGCUCUCCAAUGUGGAAAUAACCCUCUUCCUGCCCGAUAUUAUGACCACUCCUUUGCCUUUUGUUCUGUUUUUAAAACUGCUCCAUAAGGCAUUCAGGGUUUGUCUCUGGCUCUGUUCAGCCUGAACCUUUGUGUUCCCCAUAACUGGGACCCAUCUCUUCCUUUUCACUGUCAAAGCCACAGGGAACCCUCACUGCCCAGAACACCACUUUCAGCUUCUCUGCAUCCAGCACAGUGAAAUGCAAAUGCUCUGGAGGGUGUGGUUUCCCCCAGCUGCCACUCAUGCUUCUGGGAUAAUAUGUGCCUCUGUAGGAAGACCGUCUCUUGCACGUCUCAGGGGAAGGAUGAAUGAGGUAGUUGUGAAUUAUAUUGUUACUGGCCCCACUUCCGGCCUUUGUGGAAUUGGGUUUUAAUACAAUUAUGGUACUAGCGGGGUUUGGUUUGAUUAGGGAAAGCCCGGGCCUGGGGCUGAGGAACUGGAUUUCCGUCCAACUCAAACCCUAAAAUCUUGCCGCCACUCGUUACUCUGGCGUUCUUCAAAGCUGAGGCCUCCCUAUCUUGGCUGGUCAGUCUUCAUUGGAACCAAAGUCAUGCUGAAGGCCCCUCCUGUGAGCAAGCAGGAGUCUGGCACGUGAUGGGGUGCACACUGCUUGGAAUGUGAAACUCGCACUUCAGAGUGAAUUUUUCUGUCUAAUCUGUGGUGUUGAUGUAAUUUAAAACAAACCAAAAACAACUUUUAAUUAACUAACCGAGACAAUUAAUUUAUAGAGGGUCAAGAGCCCAUCACAAGCCUUUCUUACACUUUUAAAAGGACCAUGACAUUCUAAUUUAUAUUUUUUCACAUCUUUUUGUUCAUGUGUCAUCCCCAUCCCCAGCUUUCUCUCGACAUUCUGAUGCUGCAGCACAGAAGGGAGGUGGUAAAGAAGCAAGUUUUCUUGUCCUUCACAGCCACCUCACUAAAAAGCAGACAGCUGAAAGAUGUCAUAUGCGUGAGCAAAAAAUUGAGAUGUACCUGGUUUACUUUAUCCUGUGUAUAUGUAAAUUCCUUAAUAAAAAAUUGCAGUGAAACAUCA